AUGCCCAAAAAGAAGGAGAAGCUGAAGGCAUUCCAAGUAGCCAAUGCAGCCCAAGAAACCAAUGCAGUCAAAGGAACCAAGGCAGCCGAAAUUCCAGAUGCUACCGAUAUUGGCAAACUCGCACCCCCAAACAGCCUGGCAAAGCCUGAUACGCAUCAGGCCAUGCUGGAUGGGAGCAGGAGCAUACUCGGUCCUACCAAGGUGCAGCAGAAGAGGAUAAAAAUGGUGACCAAGGCGCAAGUGGCUUGG
Molecule: messenger RNA, 249 nt
Organism: Pyricularia pennisetigena
Lineage: Eukaryota; Fungi; Ascomycota; Sordariomycetes; Magnaporthales; Pyriculariaceae
Exons: 2
Source: RefSeq, a predicted model, not a curated record